Messenger RNA from Chenopodium quinoa (quinoa), 1513 nucleotides. Its product is annotated as UV-B-induced protein At3g17800, chloroplastic-like. The coding region runs from base 155 to 1387 and encodes 410 amino acids. The transcript is spliced from 3 exons. The record is from RefSeq and is a predicted model, not a curated record. NCBI's taxonomy places the organism in Eukaryota, Viridiplantae, Streptophyta, Magnoliopsida, Caryophyllales, Amaranthaceae.
UUUUUGUGUAAUACUCCUGCAAAAUUGCAAAUAUUCGUGCUUGUAGAAGAAAAUCUCGCACAAAAGAUAGAGCAAUAAAACCAAAAUUUAUACUCGUAGAAUUUUCGACACCCCAAAAAAAUUCUGACGCUUUUCUCUCUCUUCUGCAAGGAGGAUGCUGGUUUCAGGUGCAAUUAGCGACGUUUUGGUAGCCAUACCAUCAACUGCUUCUUAUCGUUCUCCUGAAUUCAAGAAUUUUUUCAAUUAUUCCUUUCUUCCAUCUUCUGCUAAUUCUAACAAAGGUUGUAGUUCGUUUUACAUUGGAAAGCUUGCCACAGGACUGGACAAGAACAAGUCAAGGGGAUUUUUGGUGAGAGCAUCUGAUCAUUCUGGAGAGAAUUUGGCACCUAUUGCCCCUGUUCACUUGGAGUCUCCAGCUGGGCAACUGCUGACACAAAUAUUGCAAACACACCCACAUCUCCUCCCGGCAGCUAUUGACCAGCAGCUUGAGAACCUGCAAAAUGACAGAGAUGCCCAAAAGGAAGAAACUCCAUCAUCAACUGAAGAUCUCUCCCUAUACAGGAGAAUAGCUGAAGUAAGAGAGAAGGAAAGGCGAAAAGCUUUAGAGGACAUUAUAUACUGCUUAAUUGUACGCAGAUUCGUGGAAACAAACAUCUCUAUGAUCCCAAAUAUAUCCCCGAGUUCAGAUCCAACUGGCAGGGUGGAUUUCUGGCCAAACCAAGAACAGAAACUCGAAUCUGUACACUCUGUGGAAGCAUUAGAGAUGAUACAAAGCCACUUGUCCCUUUUGCUAGGCGAGCGUUUUGUGGGUCCCUUGCAGACUCUUGUUGAGAUCAGCAAAGUAAAACUUGGAAAGUUGUAUGCUGCCUCCAUAAUGUAUGGGUAUUUUCUUCGAAGAGUUGAUCGGAGAUACCAACUUGAAAGAGCUAUGAAAACUCUUCCGGAAGACUUUGGCAAAAACCCAACCAGGCUUCAGGAUUCGUUACCUCAAAACCCACUAUGGGAUCCAGAUUCACUAAUUCAAAUCCCAGCUGAUGGAGAUAUAACAAAUUAUGGCCCUUACGAGGAACCUAUGGAUAUUGGUGAUGGUGAGAACUACAAACUGAGGUCGUAUGUCAUGUACUUGGAUCCUGAAACUCUUCAGAGCUAUGCAACCAUAAGAUCUAGGGAAGCAAUGUCGUUGAUUGAAAGGCAGACCCAAGCCUUGUUUGGUCGACCAGAUAUCAGGAUUGCCGAUGGGGGUGUGUUGGAGACACAGAACGAUGAAAUUAUUUCGAUUACUUUCUCAGGACUGACGAUGCUAGUUUUAGAAGCAGUUGCGUUUGGUUCAUUUUUGUGGGAUGCAGAAGACUAUGCUGAAUCCAAGUACAAUUUUGUUAAUAGCUGAAAAAAGUUGUAUGGUUCAUCUUCAUUAUACAAAUUUGUAGAGAGCCAACCCAUAUUGGUUGUUGUUUUCCUUGUAUAUUGGAAUUCUCAAUGAAAUUACAUAACAGAGGGAGGUUUUUUUUUUUUC